This is a messenger RNA of Patella vulgata (common limpet), 2820 nucleotides long. Its product is annotated as GTPase IMAP family member 7-like. Lineage: Eukaryota; Metazoa; Mollusca; Gastropoda; Patellidae. Bases 131 to 1393 code for a protein of 420 amino acids. The transcript is spliced from 3 exons. Gene Ontology annotation, molecular function: GTP binding. The record is from RefSeq and is a predicted model, not a curated record.
AUUAUAACAUUCAUUUGGAACGUCCACCAUACUAGAUAAAUAUUGGGAUGAUCACCAUAUUAAUGUUGGGAUGAUCACCGUACUAGAUAAAUGUUUGACUGGUCCUGGAAUCUAUAAAUAAGAACAUAAAAUGGAAGAAAUCCGAGUAUCUAUUAUAGGAAAGACAGGGGUUGGUAAGAGCGCAUUAGGGAAUGCGCUGUUACAACACAAUAUCUUUAAAUCACAACAACAGAUUACCUCUGUAACAUCAGAAUGUGGUUCGGGACAACGACAUCUUCAGUUAAACGGUGUAGAUACCUUACUAAAAGUUGUGGAUACACCAGGUUUGUUUGACACGGGUAACAGUAACAAAACAAUAGCCAAGGAAAUCGUUAAAUGUAUUCAUAUUUUAUCACCAGGGCCGCAUUUAUUUAUUAUGGUAUUCAGAAUUGACUUAAGACUCUCAAAAGAGGACAUAAAAGUUCUUGAAUAUUUUAAAAACACUUUCGGUGAACUGAUUGAUAAAUUUGCCGUUGUGGUGUUUACUGGGAAAGAUCUACUGGUUGAUCGAAGUGAAGAUGGUGCUAUAGGCGACUUUCAUACUCAUUUGUCAACAUUUAGUGAUGUUUUUAAACACUGCCAAUCGGCAACGAUCAAUAAUGGAAGGAAACAUACAACAGAAGGAAAGACGAAGGAUGUUGAUGGAAUCUUACAAUUACUUCAGACAACUAUACAGAAAAAUGGUGGGGCCUAUUAUAAAAACGAAAUGUACGAAGUGGCGAAGAAGUUGUUUGAAGCCAGAAUACAAGACCAAGAAGUAGUCAAUCAAAACAGAUGGGCCGAAAUAGCUAAACUGACGAAGCAAAUUGAACAAUUCAAACAACGGGAAGAGGAACAAAAACAACGAGAAGAGCAAUGGGAAGAUCACCAAAAACAACGAGAAGAGGAACAAAAACAACGAGAAGAGCAAUGGGAAGAGCACCAAAAACAACGAGAAGAGGAACAAAAACAACGAGAAGCCAGAAUACAAGACCAAGAAGUAGUCAAUCAAAACAGAUGGGCCGAAAUAGCUAAACUGACGAAGCAAAUUGAACAAUUCAAACAACGGGAAGAGCAAUGGGAAGAGCACCAAAAACAACGAGAAGAGGAACAAAAACAACGAGAAGAGCAAUGGGAAGAGCACCAAAAACAACGGGAAAACGAUUUGAGAAAUUGGGAGCUAGCAUUGAAACCAAAAGAUGGACUGUCUUACACAGAACAAGCCACCACAUCAGCAUAUCAAUACGAGAGUCCACCUCGUGCCAAGAGGAGAAAGUUCAUAUCUAGAAGAGAGAAAGGGAUGAUGUCACCUGAAGAUAACAGUAGGAUAAUAUCUAACUAUUAUGACUCUAUAAUUAUUUAUGUAAUCUUGUAAUUAGUUCUUGUCCAUGGCUUAUUUGAAGAAUUUAACGAAAAUUAUGGGAAUAAUUUUGAGCGUGAAUGCCAACCUUUUCUGAAACCACGUGACUGUGAGAGGAUGAACAUUACUGAUUUUCAGCCAAAUUGAGGGCAAUUAUUGAGUGAACAAAAGACUGGAUGAAAUGGGAUUCAACGCCUUACAUGUCUGAGCAAAUAAAAUCUGGUAUACACCACGUAGCGUGCUAUGAAAUAUUUAUGUUACUUUGUAAGACCUACGGAUACCUAAACGUCGUCUCAUUGUCACUGUGCAAAUAGUACUGUUAUUGAUAAUCUCUGUGCAAUGUAGAGAGAAAUCAUUUUGCCUGGACAGCGAUGGCUCUGCCAACUUUCAUCAGCAUGUCAGUUUCGAUUUUGGGAUUUCCUCAUGGGUGUUUGAUAUUGGCAUUGAUCAAUCAAAAGUAGAGAAAAGAAGCCAUCAUGGUUUAAAGUUAAAAUGCGGAUCUUCCGUUUGUCCUCAAAUGUUAUAUAAAUCAUUAAUUCACAUGUCAAGCAUACAGUUUACCUCGUAAUUCAUUUUCGUCAAAGUAAUAUAAUUUUAUACGUUCACAUUAUAACUUUUAUUGUCGUCGCACCGUCCGUCCACAUUUUGUUUGUGGACACUCUACAGGUCAAAAAAUUUUAUCAGAUUUUGACGAAACUUGAAAUAUAGGUUUAUCUCCCAAAGAUCUCGCCUCCCUUCGAUAUCGGCGUGUAUUGGAUCGUAACUUCAUGGAUUAUGGCCCCUGAUUGUACGAAAAAUCGUGUCAUUAGCUUGUGGACAUAAAUUUGUUAUGUCGGACCGUAACACCCUGGAUUAUAGCACCUUAUUGUAUUUUUUCUUUUAGCUUGUUUUCUGUCCAUCUGGGCGCAUCUUGCAUGACAACGGCUUGUUAACAAUUUGAGUGGGGUGUCAUCUAUACUAGAGAAGACUCAAUAACCGUAUCUAUUGUUUUUACCAAACUCAUUUCGUCUUGUUGAACUCAUGCGCAUUGUUCUUACACUCAUUUCAAUUAUAAAACACAAGUCGUCAUUAAUAUUCCUUAUCAAUCAUAAUCUUCAAACGUAGUAUUCGUAUAAUUAUUCAUGUAAUAUUGUAAUUAGUUCUCGUCCAUGGCUUACAUCUAUAUGAAGAAUUUGACUUCCCACCUUUUCUGAAAACCAUGUAACCGAGAGAGGCUGGGUGCUAUUUUGUCUCAGUCAGAAGAUUUCAAAAUUUGGGGUAAUUAUUGAGUGAACAAAAGAUUGAAUGAGAUGUGAUUUAACGUCUUUCAUUUCUUCACCAACUCGGCAACUGAAAAUUGGUAUAUGCCAUACCGCGUACCGAGAUAUGUUGUUUAUAUUAUGUACACCACCGCCGCCAACACUGGAAUCCACCAGUGCAAGAUUCACUCUGUGAAUAGUACU